AUGUAUAGAAGCGCUGCUGCUCGUUCGCUCUUCCGGGCGGCCGCCAGCUCCAAUGCCUCCGUGGCUCGUUCGACUCUCCCCAGAAGCGUCUUCAAGGCUCAAUUGACCUCGUCGGCCCGCCAGUCCGUCCGUCUGACGUCGCCAAGCCUUGCGCUCGCUGCCCGCAAGCCCGUCACCACUGCUCUCGUCCGAUAUGCGACGACCAGCACCAAUGCUGAGCGGGACGAGCCGGUUGCCGAAGAAGACACUGAUGUGAUGGCCGGUAUGAAGGCUGAGGCGAAAGUUAUCAAGGACACCUUCAGCCUGCACGACGUCCCCAAGGAGGCUCUGUACCUCGGAAUGGCCGGUGUCGUUCCCUACCUGGUCACCUCCAUUGACACUGCCUACCUCGCCUGGGAGAUCAACAACGCCGCUGAGACUGGCGAUGGUGUGUUCAUCUCCGGUCAGACUGCUGAGCUCAUGCUGCACAUGCUCGAGCCCAUCCAGGUUGGCUACGGUGCAGUGAUCCUUUCCUUCCUCGGCGCUAUCCACUGGGGUCUCGAAUGGGCCGGGUACGGCGGUAAGCAGGGCUACAGGCGCUAUGCGGCUGGAGUUGUCGCUCCCGCUGUCGCGUGGCCGACCCUCCUCCUCCCCGUCGACUAUGCCCUGAUCACCCAGUUCCUGGCGUUCAACUUCCUGUACUACAACGAUGCCCGCGCUGCUGCUCGCGGAGCGGCCCCUCACUGGUAUGGCAUGUACCGCUUCGUGCUGACCUUCGUCGUCGGAGCCAGCAUUGUCCUCAGUCUGAUUGGCCGUGAGCGCAUCUCCCAGACCCUCACCUCUGAGCACUCGAUCAAGGACAAGAUCAAUGCUCUGCUGUACCUGCAGCAGAAGGAGAAGGAGGAGAAGGAGGCCCGUCUGCGGGAGGAGGCCGGAGCUGAGAAGGACGAGGAGUAA
This is a messenger RNA of Paecilomyces variotii, 936 nucleotides long. RefSeq lists its product as hypothetical. The coding region runs from base 1 to 936 and encodes 311 amino acids. The transcript has 4 exons. Lineage: Eukaryota; Fungi; Ascomycota; Eurotiomycetes; Eurotiales; Thermoascaceae. The record is from RefSeq and is a predicted model, not a curated record.